AUGGCAUCAUCUUCAUCUUUGUUAUCUGGGUCAUCGUCAUGGAAAUACGAUGUGUUUCUUAGUUUUAGAGGUGAGGAUACCCGUAAGACUUUUGUUGACCAUCUCUACAACGCUCUUGGUCAACACGGAAUCCUUACUUACAAGGACGAUGUCACACUUGGUCGAGGUGAUACCAUCGGCCCAUCCCUAUUGAAAGCUAUAGAAGAAUCACAGAUUUUGGUGAUCAUAUUUUCUGAAAACUAUGCAGAUUCUUCGUGGUGUUUGGAUGAGCUUUCACAUAUUAUGAAAUGCAGGGAUAGCGAGACAGGGCAAAUCAUCUUCCCUAUAUUCUAUCACGUGAAUCCGUCUGAUGUUAGGAAACAAGAAGGUCAAUUUGGUAAAGCGUUUGCCAAACAUGAGCAGUCAGAAAAUUACAAGAAGAAAGUUGAAACCUGGAAAAAAGCACUCGUUGAUGCUAGUAAUAUUGCUGGAUGGGAACCCAAACACGUUGCUAAUGGGUACGAAGCAAAAUGCAUCCAAGAGAUUGUCGAUUCAAUUUUAGGUAAAUUGUCGUCGUUAAAUCAUGGUGUUGAGGAUGAAGAGCUUGUUGGAAUGGGAAUUCGAGUGGAACAGUUGAAAUUUCAUUUAAGAGUUGGAUUAGGUGGUGUGCUUAUGGUUGGGAUAUGGGGGCUUGGGGGUGGAGGUAAGACCACUCUUGCUACUUCUCUUUACAUGGAACUCUCUGGUCUGUUUGAUGGUUGUUGCUUUCUUGACAAUAUUCGGGUGGAAUCCAAACAACAAAAUGGUUUAAAAAAUUUGCAAGAAAAACUUUUGUCAGCUGUUUUUGGGAUAAAAAAGGAAGUUGAGAGUGUUGAUAUAGGAAAGCACACUAUUAAACGUAUGUUAUGUCGUAGAAAGGUGUUGAUUGUUCUUGAUGAUGUGGAUCAUAUUGACCAGCUAAAGACAUUAGCUGGAAGUCAUGCAUGGUUUGGUGAAGGGAGCCGAAUAAUAAUUACAACCAGGGAUCAACAUUUGCUAAUAGCUAACAAGGUAUACGAGGUUUGUCCUGUAAUUUUAUUAUCAAAGGGUGAAGCUAUUCAGCUCUUUAGGAAACAUGCAUAUCAUGAGAAUAACCCUGUAGAAGAUUAUGAGAAGCUUUCCUUGCUUGUGAUUUCUUAUGUUAAUGGGCUUCCGUUAGCGCUUAAAAUCUUGGGAUCUUUCCUCAAUGAUAAAAACAAGGAUGAGUGGCUGAGUACAUUGUCUAGACUUAAAGAUCAUCCAGAGAUGGAUAUUGUGGAAAAGCUCAAAAUUAGCUACGAUGGACUUAAACCUGUGGAGAAAGAGUUAUUCUUAGACAUUGCUUGUUACUUCAGGGGAAGGCAUGAAAAAGUGGCUAUGGAGAUACUUGAUGCUUGUGGAUUUCACCCUUGUAUAGGGGUAAAGGUGUUGAUACAAAAGGCUCUUAUAACUGUUUCUUCCGAUGGUUACUUUGGUAUGCACGAUUUGGUUCAAGAAAUGGGACACUAUAUUGUUAGAGGGGAACAUCCCAACAAUCCCGAAAAAUGUAGCAGGAUUUGGCGAUUCAGAGAUAUUGAAGACAUAUGUUCCAGGAGUGAAACAGAGGAAAAUGAUAAGAUUGAAGUCAUACAUGAUGCUGGCUAUGGUUAUUAUUAUCCAAUAAACUUCAUUAUGCUCAUUUCAAACAUGAAAAAACUAAGAUUCCUUGAAGUGACUACUUCGUUCCAUGAAGGGCCUAGAUUUUUAUCAAAUGAGUUGAGGUAUAUAAGUUGGAAUAACUAUCCUGCAUGUUUAUUCCCUGAAGGUUUUUCACCACCAAAGCUUGCUGUUAUAAGAAUGGAAUAUAGCUUGCAAAAAGAACUUUGGAAUGGUUACAAGAAUGUUAUUCCAUCUCUAUGUAGGCAUGCACGUAUCAUUAAAUUUGACUUGUAUAUGCAUCAGUAUCUACCAUCUUUGAAAGAGCUUCAACUCAAAAAUGCAACAGCACUAGUGAGGACACCUGAUUUUGGUGGACUCCCAUGUCUUCAAAGGUUGGAACUCGAUGGGUGUGAAAGCUUGGAAGAGAUUCAUCAAUCACUUGGAAAUAAUAACAGUCUUGUUUACAUACAUGUAAGGAAUUGUGGGAAGCUUGCAAGGUUUCCAAGCAGUAUUCGGUUGGAAAAACUGGAGAUUCUAAAAAUAAUAAGUUGCGGAGCACUUGUUGAGUUUCCAAAGAUUGAAGCAAAGAUGGAUAGCUUGAGAGAGUUAACUUUGGAAAGUGUUGGGAUAGAAGUCCUACCCUCAUCAGUCGGGGAAUAUUGUACCAACCUUAUUAAGCUAGUGUUGAGGGGGUGUGAUUUAAAAGAUGGAGGAAUACCCAACCAGUUUGGUGAGUUAUCCAGCUUAGAAGAGCUAGAUCUAAGCGAGAAUCCCUUUACACGAUUAAAUUUCAGCCUCUCAAGACUUACUAGCCUCAAAAUUAUUGAACUGAGUCGUUGCCCGUAUCUUGUUGAAUUGCCUGAGCUUCCAUCAAGUCUAUUUAUUCUCGAAGCAGACUAUUGCUCAUCACUUAACACCAUCAUCAGAGAUGAUAUUCCCAUAAGUUUUAAAUGGCUAUGUCACGUAUCAAUGUGGGAAGGGAAAAAGAAUAAAAUUGGUGCAGAGAGAUUAAUAAAAGCCAUACUUCAGGGAAAUUUUGUUGAAAGUGGGUGUAUGAGCCUUCACCUAAAUGGGCUCGAGAUUCCGAGAGUGUUUAAACCUUGUUUGGUCAGAGGGAAGAGAUGUAGAAUGCAACUUCUAGAGAACUGGUAUAAUGACUUCUCUGGAUUCUUAUUCUACACAGCUCUCAAUUAUAGUUUUAUCCCGACGAUAAGUAUGAAGCAUGAGAAACCCGAGGGAAGUUCGACGAGAAUGAAGGAUUCUCAAGAUGACAUGUAUUUGGAGGAGAGUUAUGAGGAAGACCUGGGUAAAUGCACAUGGCUGGGGUAUAUUUCAUUUGGUUCAUUGAGAAACACUUUGUGGUUCAACCAAAUAUCCGCUGGUAUUGAAAUUGAGUUUUACCACCGCUUAGGUGAUAUUUAUGGGUGUGGAUUUAAACUCAUCCCCAAGAGAAGUGAAACAAGUAUCAGAGAUUUUUCCUCAUUUGACGACGUUUAUGCAUGUGGAUUGAAUAUCCUACAUGAUUCCAAGUCUGCUUUAGAAUGCUAUAUUGCAAUUUCGAAACGACCGUGGGAAAGAGGAGCAUCAAGCAGCAAACGCCAUAGGCGGUUUGGGAGAACAAGAAAUGUUAAUGAUGUCCAUGAACAGAAUUUGGAGGAGCGAAUUACUGAAAGAUUGGAGGGGCGAUUGGAGGAGCGGUUGGAUCGAUUUGCUGAUGACUGA
This is a messenger RNA of Erigeron canadensis, 3357 nucleotides long. Its product is annotated as disease resistance protein Roq1-like. The record is from RefSeq and is a predicted model, not a curated record. The coding region runs from base 1 to 3357 and encodes 1118 amino acids. Gene Ontology annotation, biological process: signal transduction; defense response. The transcript is spliced from 7 exons. Lineage: Eukaryota; Viridiplantae; Streptophyta; Magnoliopsida; Asterales; Asteraceae. Gene Ontology annotation, molecular function: protein binding; ADP binding.